Zea mays is the source of this 1787-nucleotide messenger RNA. RefSeq names its product Protein S-acyltransferase 8. The coding region runs from base 164 to 1393 and encodes 409 amino acids. The record is from RefSeq and is marked validated. NCBI's taxonomy places the organism in Eukaryota, Viridiplantae, Streptophyta, Magnoliopsida, Poales, Poaceae. Gene Ontology annotation, biological process: peptidyl-L-cysteine S-palmitoylation; protein targeting to membrane. Gene Ontology annotation, molecular function: protein-cysteine S-palmitoyltransferase activity. The transcript has 5 exons. Gene Ontology annotation, cellular component: endoplasmic reticulum; Golgi apparatus.
CUCUUCUCCCUCCAUUCCUUUCCUUUGCCCCAACCAUGCCAUAUUGGAGAGGCGUCGAGAUCUUAUCCCUCGAUCCAAUUCCAAACAGAAACCGCCGGAGCUGGAACAAGAGCCGCUCGCAGCUUGCUGGACUCUCCCGCUCCUGGCCCCGGAGCCGCCGGCCAUGGCCAAGCACAAGCAGCGCAGGGUGUACCAAGUCUGGAAAGGCAAAAACAUAAUACUAUGUGGUGGAAGGUUGAUCUUUGGACCAGAUGCCAAGGCCACCCUGAUUUCCUUCGCCCUAAUCGCCAUCCCUGUCCUUGUCUUCUGCGUCUUUGUGGCCAGACAUCUCAUACACAUCUUCCCUGCAUAUAACGCAGGAUACGCAAUUCUUGCUGCCACCAUAGGCCUUACCAUUUAUGUACUGUUACUGCUCUUCCUUACAUCAUCUCAAGAUCCAGGUAUUGUACCACGAAAUUCACAUCCACCUGUGGAAGAGUUCUCUUAUGAUGCUUCGGCUCCACAUGCUCUUCAGUUCCCUCGAGUAAAAGAGGUCAUGGUCAAUGGAGUUCAUGUGAAAAUGAAAUACUGUGAAACUUGCAUGAUAUACCGGCCUCCUCGGUGCUCGCACUGCUCCAAAUGUGAUAACUGUGUCGAGCGCUUUGAUCAUCACUGCCCUUGGGUUGGGCAAUGUAUUGGAGAGCGAAAUUACCGGUACUUCUUCUGUUUUGUUGCUUCAGCGGCAGUGCUUUGUAUCUAUGUAUGUGCAAUGUGUGGAUUGUACAUCAGGCUUCUCAUGAAUAGGGGUCAUUAUUCGGUGGGGAAAGCCAUUAAAGAAUCUCCAGCUUCAUUGGCAGUCAUGGCAUAUUGUUUCAUUUGCUUCUGGUUCGUCGGUGGUCUCACUGGGUUCCACUCUUAUCUUAUUGUGACAAACAAGACAACAUAUGAGAAUAUCAAGUACAAGUACAGCAACCAACCAAAUGUGUAUGACCAUGGUUGUGUGCUCAACUGCCAUGAGGUUUUGUGCAAAAAAAGGAAACCUUCUAAGAUCAACCUAAGAGCUAUUGUCCAAGAAGAACAAGAGGUAGCACGGCCACAGACCAGCUCUUCCAAUAUACGAGAAGAUGAGGCACCCCACCGUCCACGAGCCAAGGUUGAGGAUGAUCUAGAAAUGGGUCUUGACAUCCUCAAGACCACAGGGCGCAGGACGGAUAAAUUCAGCGAUGAGGAAUUGGAGCCUGCAACUGGAAGCAAUGGUAUUGAAUAUCGCAUGCCAGAUUCAGAGACUGAGAUUCCUGUUACCAGAACUAAGACAGAGAUCUUUAAUGAAGUUAGGGAUCUGGACUUAUCGGUUAGUAAUGGUGCACAAUCUUCAUCUCCUGAACAAGAACAGCACCCAGACAAACUUUGCUGAUGGAACAAAUGGUCUCUCUGCAUUUCCGUAGUGCAGACACCAAAUUAUUCACCAGGGCUGUGAAUGGUUGGAUUUGAAGGCAGAUUUCCUCCUUUGCCGUCUGCUUUCAGGAUUUAAGCCUUUGCUUGGCCAAUCAUAGAUUCAUAGGUGUGUAAGGAUCCUCCAGUUUGUGCGGUUUAUGGAGGUUCUAAAAGAUUCUAGGAACUGUUUGAGAUUCUUCUGGUGUGUGAAGGCUAAUUGUACAUAAUUUUCAUAGCUAUAUGAUCACUGAAAUGCAAAAUGCGUCCUCUCGGCAUGGGAAUGGGAAUAGGCUGUACCUGGUCUUUUCUAGAACCAUACACAUCAUUUGGUGAAUGCUCGAUCUAAAACCUUGGUUGUCGAAAGAAUUGCAAAU